Molecule: messenger RNA, 4136 nt
Organism: Wallemia mellicola CBS 633.66
Lineage: Eukaryota; Fungi; Basidiomycota; Wallemiomycetes; Wallemiales; Wallemiaceae
Product: P-loop containing nucleoside triphosphate hydrolase protein
Exons: 7
Coding region: 1-4134 (1377 amino acids)
Cellular component (GO): intracellular anatomical structure
Molecular function (GO): ATP binding; RNA binding
Source: RefSeq, a predicted model, not a curated record
AUGCCAAAGAAACGCUCGCUUAAGCCAGUGAAUAGAGGGUUUGCGACGACCUCAGUGCAGAAAAAAGUAGAAGAACCUAAGGCUGUAGAAGAUACACCAUCUACGCCUGCACCGCCAAGCAGACCAGCUACACCACCGUCUACGAGUCAGCAGGCGAUAGAAGAUGACAACGUGCAGCAGUUCUACCUUAAAGUACUCAAAGAUGUAGAAAGAAAUAUAAAAUCUAUCGAUUACGAUCGUAAAUUGGCUAAACAACUGCCAUCUCUUGAGAUAGACAAUAUCAACUAUCAGGAAUUACAGCCAUCUUUUAGUAGUGACGAUACAGAGAAUACGGAGAAGCUAUUUAUUAAGCUGGGUAUCACUUACAACACUCUCAAGAGGUUAGGAUUCAGCCACGACUCAAUAAUCUCUGCCUUCAACUCGACGAAUUCAUUCGAUCUCCAAAAUGCUCUUGUUUGGCUUGCACUCAACAUUCCCGAUGACGAACUUAAUACGACUGCUUAUACUACUAUUCCACCAUCACCACCAAAACCACUUCCAAUGCCUUCGCCAGCAUCAGCAUCAUCGCCUAAGAAGACCCCGAGCAGUGCAUCGACUUCAACGACACCCUCCAAGCAGUCGAAGCCAUCACAACCGAUCCCACAGAUCGCACUAUCGGAUGAUGACCAGCUCGAUCCUACAAACGCAUACGUCCGUUUCAAACUUCAACUUGAUGACGCUGAACGCGCCGCUGGAAUCGUGAAGAAGAAGAAGAAGUCGAAGACAGACGAUUGCUCUGAUCCACAAGUUAUAGCGCUCCGGGCUAUAGUCGAGGAGCUCCAGGGGAUGUAUCUCUUUGAUAAGAAGGAGGCAGACAAUGCUUAUAAAGAGCAUAGAAGUGAACUCGACAAGCAGCUUCUCCAAGAGCGUCUGAAACAGCCUCAACAACCACAAGGAUUACCAGCAGAGGAGAAGGAGAAGGAAAAAGAAAAAGAGAAGCCUACCACACCCCCAGCUGAUGAAAGCGUGGGUGAUCUUUUCAAGGAAGAAGAGCAAGAAGAACUCACAACUGACGGAAAACCAAUGCCUGUUGUUGAAAUGACACUCCCAAGGCAAAUAUCUGCUCGUUCAAUGCCAAGAACGAUAGUAGAAGAAACCACCUUGAAGAUUGACAAGUCAGCUCAAUCCUAUUUCCAAGUUAUCUCGAAAGGAUCUCGGGCUGUGAGAGCGUCAGGACUGAUCCAAUGGGGUGUUGAAUAUCAGUAUGCCCGUGAUGAAUAUGAAAUGAUUGACAUUGGCUGUCAGAAUGACAUACAAGCAAUCAAUUACACCGCCUUGAUACUACUUCAUGCGGUAUACCUCAAACAUCCAGCAGCUUGUACGUUCAAACCAUCACAAUUCCCUGCAUCUUUCCAAAACUUGUGGAAUGAACUUGAAGAAAAGCGCAAAGUUAUUGAGAUUACAAGGCAGAGUGAAGAGUACAAGAUGUUGAAGCAAUAUUUUGACGAGAAAAUGGAAGCUACACCUUCCAAGAGCCGCUCUACACCACGACCAACGAAGACUGUAGGGAUGGACGUAGAAUCACCUUUGUCUAAAGCCGAGGGUACUCAAGUCGAUACGAAGCUACAAAAAGACUUCGAAAAGAGACAGCAAACAGAUGCUUACCAAACUAUGUUACAAGCUAGGAAUGCACUCCCAAUCGCGGCUUAUCGUCAGACUAUCCUGGAUACUAUUGAUUCUUCACAAGUUAUGGUACUUAGUGGUGAAACCGGUUGUGGUAAAUCGACUCAACUUCCUGCGUUCAUUCUUGAAGACGCUCUUAGCAAAGGUCAAAAAUGUAAGAUUUACUGUACAGAACCAAGACGUAUCUCUGCUAUCUCCCUCGGUUCUAGAGUAUCAGUCGAACUGGGUGAAAAACCAGGAAUGGUUGGUGGUCCAGAAUCAUUAGUUGGAUAUGCUGUUAGAUUGGAGAGUCACAUUGGAAAAUCGACUAAACUUGUCUAUGCAACUAAUGGUAUAGCAUUGAGGAUGUUGGAAUCAAGCAAUGGUACAGACGGUAAAAGUGCGUUCGACGAUCUCACCCACAUCAUCAUUGAUGAAGUCCAUGAACGCUCAAUUGAGUCUGAUUUCUUGCUCAUCGUUCUGAAGUCUCUCCUUCAACAACACAAAAAUCUCAAGGUCAUCCUGAUGAGUGCAACUGUCGACUCUGAGAAGAUAAGUGCAUACUUUGGCGGAUGCCCAGUCAUAAGUGUUCCAGGUAGAACAUUCCCUGUCGAAGUUCGUUACUUGGAGGAUGCCAUAGAGUUUAGUGGCUUUAAAGUCGAUGAAACUUCACCAUAUGCUCGCAACCGUUAUGACAAAAUAGCCAAUAAAGGCAAAUCACAAUUGACAGAGUGGAAUGAUGAUGAUGAUGAUGAUGAGAACAACAGUGGUACAUCGACACCAAAAGAUCAGAGUAUUACUCCGACGCUACCUAAGAUUAGUGAAGAGACAUUUGCAACUCUCAACCAUCUCAAUGAGUAUCUCAUUCCGUAUGAUUUGAUUGUCAAAACGCUAGAAAGACUCUGUACAGAUGGACAGUGGAUUCAAUAUUCUAAUGCUACUCUUAUUUUCAUGUCUGGUAUGGCUGAGAUUAGGCGUAUGAACGACAUGCUCCAAGAACAUCCACUAUUUGGUGAUGCUGCUCAAUUUAGCAUUUAUCCAUUGCAUUCUAGCAUCGCAACUGACAAACAAGGUGCGGUAUUUGAUAUACCACCACCUGGUGUUCGCAAAAUAGUCAUUGCUACAAAUAUUGCAGAAACUGGUAUAACUAUUCCAGACGUCACAUGCGUUAUUGAUACUGGUAGACAUCGUGAAAUGCGUUUCGACGAAAAGAGGCAAAUCUCACGUCUCUUGGACUGCUUUAUCGCCAAGUCAAAUGCUAAGCAAAGAAGAGGUAGAGCUGGUAGAGUUAGAGAGGGAUUAUGUUUCCAUCUUUUCACUCGCGAUAGAUUUGAGAACAAACUUUCUGAUCACCCUCUACCAGAAAUGACUCGUCUUUCACUCCAGGAUCUCGCAUUGAGGAUUAAGAUCAUGAAUGUCCAGAUUGGAUCAUCGAUAGAGGACGUUCUUAUGCGAGCACUCGAUCCACCAACUUCAAUAAACGUUCAAAGAGCAAUUUCAUCACUUAUUGAAGUCAAAGCACUUAGGUCAAAUGAGGAUAUCACUCCGAUGGGCAGAAUUCUUUCAAGACUCCCUGUUGAUGUACACAUCGGAAAGUUUUUACUCUUUGCUGUUGUUUUUGGUUGUCUUGAUUCUGCCCUCACAAUAGCAGCGACGCUGAACUCUAAAUCACCGUUCGUUACGCCUUUCGGUCAAGAAGUUGAAGCCAUGAACGCCAAGAAGGCUUACAAUGAUGGAAAUUCUGAUUUCGUUGUGAUUGUGAAGGCCUACAAUGGCUGGAAGCAGGCAUUACAAAACCAAGGCUGGGCAUUUAUGAAGAGAUACUGCGACCAGAACUACUUGAGUCUUCAAAAUCUCCAGUCAAUUGAAGAAUUGAGGAUACAAUUAAUGUCAUACCUUGUUGAUGCGAACUUCGUAACACUCAAUCCAAAACAAAUUCGUGAACUAAAUGCUGCUCGCAUGGUCAGGACCGGAAGAGGAUCUAUAAGAUUCUUCGAAACUCCAGAAGAUCUCAACCAUAAUGCUGGAGAUUACUCGAUAUUACAUGCUGCUAUUGCAGCGGGAUUAUUCCCAAAACUGAUAUCGCUAGACUGGCAUACGAAAACUAUGAAGACUAUACAGAACAAUGCGAUAGUCUCUAUACACCCUUCAUCGCCAAACUCAAAGAUAAGAUGGCAAGAGUUUGGUUCAUCAUUUUUAUGUUAUUUCACAUUAUUGCAAUCGAAGAAGCUCUAUGCUCACGAGGUUGCUCCGAUUGAUAUCAUGGCAUUGGCACUAAUGUGCGGCGACUUAGAUCUAAAGAUCGCUUCGAAUACCGUACAAAUUCAUAAUAAGGUUAAGAUUCACCUUGAUCUACGUACCUGUGCAGUUAUCGCAUGUCUCCGUGAGGGCGCUCAGGCAGCGAUCAACGCUAAGAUUAGAGGAAAGGAAUGGUCAAGUUAUCAAAAUCACACAUUUGGAAUUGCAUUGGACGUCUUAAAAGGCUUACAUUAAUG